UCUCUCUCCCCCUCUUCGUCGUCUUCUUCUUCUCUCUCUAUUUUUCAGAGUAAUCGUACGGAAACUGCAAUUUUUCUUCUUUUUCUUUUCUCUGUCUUCAUAACCAGAAACCCUAAUUUUCUGCACCGUAGCUUCCCAGAAAAAGCUGAGUAGUAGAAUAGGAAAAAGCCUGCGAAGAUCGAAAUGCUCAUCAAAAGCGAAUCUGUUGCAUCUCGAUCACUCUUCUUCCCUUGAUUCAAUUUCUCUGCUUCAGAUUCCAACACUUGAUUUUUUUUUUCUUUUCAAUUUUUGUUUGCCGUUGAUUGGAUCUAGUUCGAAUUUUCGAUGAUGCUGCGUGAAUCGGACGGCGAGAUGAGCUUGGAGACGACGAACUCUCCGAUCAGCAGCGGAACAGAGAGCUGCAGCAGUUUCAGCCGCUUAUCCUUCGAAGCUCCGCCGCCGACUUCCGUAGCGACGGAGGAGGAGAGCUGCUUGUCUCUGAAACCUCACCGUUCGUCGGAUUUCGCCUACUCGGAGAUCCGGAGGCGGCGGAAACAUGGCCUGACCUUCCGAGAUUUUCGCCUCGUGCGGCGCAUCGGCGCCGGAGACAUCGGAACUGUUUACCUCUGCCGUCUCGCCGGCGGCGACGAGGAUCACCGAUCGUAUUUCGCGAUGAAGGUUGUGGACAAGGAGGCGUUGGCGAUGAAGAAGAAGAUUCACAGGGCGGAGAUGGAGAAGAAGAUUCUGAAGAUGCUCGAUCAUCCGUUCCUACCGACUCUGUACGCCGAGUUCGAAGCCUCGCAUUUCUCGUGCAUCGUCAUGGAGUAUUGCUCCGGUGGCGAUUUGCACUCCCUCCGCCAUAGACAACCUCACCGGAGAUUCUCCCUGUCCUCUGCAAGAUUUUACGCCGCCGAAGUCCUCGUCGCGCUCGAAUAUCUACACAUGCUGGGUAUAAUCUACAGGGAUCUGAAGCCGGAAAAUAUCCUCGUUCGAUCCGACGGUCACAUUAUGCUCUCUGACUUUGAUCUCUCUCUCUGCUCGGACUCGAUCGCAGCCGUUGAAUCCACGUCAUCAUCGCCGGAAUCUUGCCCCACCGGUCAAACCUCCGUCCCUUCGCCGCGCCGGUUGACCAAACUCUCCCGGCUCUUCCACCGAGUCCUCCGGUCCAAGAAGGUCCAGACCCUCGAACCCAACCGGCUCUUCGUCGCUGAACCGGUCACCGCCCGGUCAGGUUCGUUUGUCGGCACGCACGAGUACGUGGCACCGGAGGUCGCCUCCGGCGGGUCCCACGGCAAUGCCGUUGACUGGUGGGCGUACGGGGUGUUCAUCUACGAGAUGGUGUACGGACGGACUCCGUUCGCGGCUCCGACCAAUGACGUCACACUCCGUAACAUCGUGAAGAAGCCGUUAACUUUCCCGACGGAAUCUCCGGCGACGAUGUUCGAGCUCCACGCUCGUGACUUGAUCUCCGGGCUGCUGAACAAAGACCCGAACAAGCGGAUCGGGUCGCGUCGUGGCUCUGCGGAGGUAAAGGUCCAUCCUUUCUUCAAAGGCUUGAACUUUGCUCUGAUCCGAACGCUGACUCCGCCGGAAAUUCCCUCCGCCGCCGGUGCUGGCGGGAAAAUGAUGAGGAAAACGGCGACGUUUCACGGGGGAGGUGGCGGUGGUAAAACGACAGCGUUUGAUUACUUCUGAGUUCAGCGGUGGCACGUGUUAGUCGCUUGUGCCAGAUUUUGGUGACUGGCGCGUGACGGUAGCUGUUUUAGCUUUAGUUUGUACAUUCAGAAUUUUAAUUUUUUCUCUCUAAAAUCAAAAUUGGGAAUUUUAGCAAAUAUAAUAUCAAGAACCCCGUAAAUAUAAUAGUAAUAUAAUUGAGA
Molecule: messenger RNA, 1856 nt
Organism: Tarenaya hassleriana
Lineage: Eukaryota; Viridiplantae; Streptophyta; Magnoliopsida; Brassicales; Cleomaceae
Product: protein kinase PINOID
Exons: 2
Coding region: 325-1674 (449 amino acids)
Biological process (GO): protein phosphorylation
Cellular component (GO): plasma membrane; nucleus; cytoplasm
Molecular function (GO): ATP binding; protein serine/threonine kinase activity
Source: RefSeq, a predicted model, not a curated record